AUUUUCUAAAAUAUGGAAUAUGAAGGUAAUUGCUACGACUAUCCGUAACAAAAAUCAUAAUGUUUUUAUAUCACGUCUAGCCUAAGAUUUUAUCUGUCAAAGUGACAAGUUUAAAAAUAUUUGCCCUGUACGCAGAGAUAUGACGCUGAGUGUAUAAGAAAGUCUCUCAUGUAACGAAUCUAUCUUUGCUGUGGUCUUAGGAAGCGCAGUCUAGGGAAGCGCUUAUUGGUCUUAAUCCCUUGAGAAAGUCACCCAUUUUCAUUGAUUUUUAAGUCAAUUUCUAAUCCUACAAAAGUCGUAGAACCUUCUCCAAAGACUCUCUUCUUCAGAGACUCGUGUUUGCGAUCAAACAAAAAGUGUGCAAAAACUCGUUUCGGUUUCUUUCUUUCCUCCCUUUACCAAAUAUUAAGCAUCUACUUCUUGAGGGGCUCUUCUCGCUUUCUAGUUUCCAAAAAAUCAUCGUCAUUAUCUCCCGUAAAUGAUUGAUGAGGGGCCCCCCAAGUGACGCGGCCAAAUUGGAAACUGGUUCUCGAAUUCUGAACUCAUUAACAUAGAUCUACACACCUUUCUCUGUGACCCUCAGGCAUGAGCAUCUCGGCGUUGGACCGCAAGGAGCAGCAGGCUGGCAAUAGUUUCCUGGGCAGGCGCUAUGGACAGCUGCUGCGCGGUGGCAAGCACACGGACUGCGUGUUCCACGUGUGCGAGGAGCAGGUGAAGGGCCACAAGCUGAUUUUGGCCGCCGCCAGUCCAGUGUUCGAGGCCAUGUUCUUUGGGCCGCUGCAGGACAAUGAGCCGGAGCCAGAGAUCGAGAUCCAUGACAUCAGUGCGGCCAUCUUCAAGGUGAUGGUGGAGUACAUUUACACGGGCACCGUGGACUACAACGGACUGGAGCUGGUGGCCUGCAUCGAGCUGUACUAUGCGGCGGAGAAGUAUCUACUGGAGGAGCUGAUCGCCGACUCCUUGCUGGCCAUUACGCGGAAGCUACGCUUCGCCAACAUCCUGCCCGCCUUGGAGCUAAGCGUCUGCAUGGGCCUCGACGCCCUCCUGGACGUCUGCAUGACCUUCUUCAUGCGCUGCUGUGCCAACAAUGGCCAGUACAUGAGCCACCUCAAGGAGCACUAUGUGCACGUGUCCAAGGAGUGCGUAAAGGCAAUAAUUGCCGCCUGCAAGGAGCCGCACAAGCUGCUCAUCUGGUACGUUUACGAGUGGACGCGGCAGGAGUGCGAGCAGCUGGGCCUGGGACCCAGCGAUGCCGAUCUGGUGGUGCACGGCCUGGGCGGUGAAUCUACCGGCCAUUGGUCGUCCGUGACAGCAGCUGUGGCGGAGCCAACUCCUGCUCCAGGCCCUGUGUUGUCCGUGGAACGCUGCUAUUACAAGGCCUGCCGACCCUUCACUGUAGACGCAGAGACUCCGGUGUUCCGCCUGCGCCUAAAGUGCUCUCGUUUUAUCUCGCUGAUGGGCCUGGUACUCAACAGCCGGCUGACGCCCAAUCGCUUGGGCCACGUGCUGCAGCCCGAGUACCGUGAAUGCCUGCGCCUGCAUCUCUGCGAGCUGUCUGUCGAGGGCGAAGGCAAUCCGCCGCCCACGGAACCCGUGUGGAGCCAUGUCGUCCAAAACCAGAGCACCAAGUACAAUUGCGAUCUGCACCUUGCCUGGCGACGGGAGGAGGCCUGCGUUCUCAAUCCGGAGCUCUCCUACGAGCUCCAGAUCCACUGGGACAGCAGCGCCUACGGCGCGGAGUAUCCGUGCAGCCUGCAGUCGUGCCAGGCGGACGGGAUCCGCUUCACCGACGGUGACAGCUUCAGCGGGAGCCUCGUCAAGGGUCUGCGCUACGCCAACCUGGUGUAGGGCUCGAGGGCACCCGAUGUUCCCCUCCCCGAUUAGUUUAGUUCGUAAGAAGUGUGUAUUUAUUGCCCUAAGUUAAUGUACGCCGUCGCCAGAGUUCAAUAAACUGUGAGCGCCAGAA
Molecule: messenger RNA, 1966 nt
Organism: Drosophila kikkawai
Lineage: Eukaryota; Metazoa; Arthropoda; Insecta; Diptera; Drosophilidae
Biological process (GO): neurogenesis
Cellular component (GO): cytosol
Molecular function (GO): protein binding
Source: RefSeq, a predicted model, not a curated record